AUGCUGCCCCCUCCGCCCCCCCCUCCCUCCCCCCCUCCCUCCUCCCCCCCUCCCUCCCCCCUUCCCUCCCCCCCUCCCUCCCCCCCCCACCCCCUGACCCCCCCUCCCCCGCCAUGCAGUCGGCCAACCACUUGGCCUGCCAAAAAGAGACUGCCCGAGAGAGGCCCGGACGCCCCGCACGUGGUCCUCUCAACGAAGUUCGGAGAACCCUGGUACAGCAUCUCCGUCGGCGUCAAAGAGAUCCUCGAGGAACUGGGAUGCACUGUCUACAAUCCCAACACCGACAACAAGGAGCUCUACGGGGACGAGGCCGAUGACCGGCUCCGCACCUUCUGCGAAAACUUAACCAGGAUCCAGCGCGAGAAGAGGGGCUUCGUCCUCCAAAUUCAGCAGGGCCAGGCCCGGGAGAAGUCCAACAUGCAGAUCGCGGAGGAGGACAUGGGCACGCAAUGGCACAUCCCCCGCAUGGGCCUUCAUGCCUUUCCGAUCACCGAAAUUCGAGGAGGCGGCACCAAGGCGGAGGAAUAUCUGGCCCGAGCAGUGGAGAGGGCCAAAAAGCAGUGGGAAGAGGAGGGCAUCAAAGACGAGGUGGAGAUGGUGUCAGAGUGGUUCGAGCCCUUGGAGGGCGACCGCGAGCUGCCCGUCGACGACAAGGGCGAGCUCCAGGGCCGAGCGCGGUGCACGUGGCCAGAGGGCCAAGUCUACGAGGGGGAGUGGAAGGAUGGUCUGAGGCACGGCAAGGGAACUUACACGUAUAAGAACGGCUACGUGGAGGUCGGCUUCUACGACAAGGACAAGCGCAAGGGCCGCUCGGUGCAGCUCAGCGCGGACCGCACGGCGGCCGGGCUCUUUAUGGACGGCAAAAUGGAGCGCGAGGUCUCCGUGGCCGAGGCCGGGGGCCCUCGAGAGCAGAGAAAGAGA
Symbiodinium necroappetens is the source of this 921-nucleotide messenger RNA. NCBI's taxonomy places the organism in Eukaryota, Dinophyceae, Suessiales, Symbiodiniaceae. The record is from the annotation of a GenBank genome assembly.